AAACUUAUCUCGACCUGCGAAGCGCCUCCCCGCGAUUCGGCGACUGCGCUGACACCAGAAAACUCACAAAGCCCAGAAAGUUUAAUUAUCGCGCGAGACAAGCAGCCAACCAGCAGCCUCGACCCCAGCCUUGCCCAUCCUGCCGAGGCGGUGGGCGUUACAUCGCGUGUAUCCGGACUCAACACCGCGCUGGAAACCUCCUUCGUCCGGUGAAGCUGUACCCAGCAAGCAUGUCGGCAGCAGCGACGCCAUACGCGACUGCUUCGGCACGAGCCUCUGUUCCGCCCCCGGGUUCAACCACACCGGCCCACCCGCCGCCCGCGUCCGCAACUACACCGGUACCCCCUGCACCCUCUGCCUUUGACGUCCUCCCCGACCUCCACAAGCUCCUCAAGCGCAUCCUGGAGACGUCUGCGCAGCCCCCCGCCGCGACUCCGACUCCCGCGCAGCCUUCAGCAGACGGCCCGCUCGAGAUCCAGCAUGUUGCGACUGCCGCAAACGACAUCCGUCUGAAGAUACAAAAGGCACGGCGCGCCGUCAUGUCGCUGCCCGACAUUGAUCGCUCGCUCCAAGACCAGCAAGACGAGAUUGAGGACCUCGAGGCGCGCAUCGCACAGCUCAGGGCUUCGUUAAGGGAGCUCGGCCAGUCGGCUGCUCCCGUAGAGGACGGAGACGGAGACCAGAGUAUGGCUGGUUGAGAUGCCGCCAGGACUACGAUUGAUCCAUUCUAGGACGCAUGUCUGUUGACUGCAUGGAUGUGCGCGAUCUAGCACUUGCCCUGGGAUCGAGGUGCUAUGUGGACAUGGGCAUACAUGACUUGCGUUAUAGUGCUUGGACUGACGCGCCACCUAGACAAGGCAUUUCGUCUGCCUAACGUCGUUCAUGACCUGCAUAUAAUACGACAGUCGGCAGGGCAUCGCCGAAGCUGCGUCGAGCAUAUGCAAGAUUAAAGACACUGCAUAUCAUUUCGCGCGAACAGCGAGUAGUCUCACCCAGACUCCACCCAAGUCUUGAAUCCUAGCCAGUUUUCUGAAAGGUGGACUGGCAACUAGACG
Molecule: messenger RNA, 1055 nt
Organism: Exserohilum turcica Et28A
Lineage: Eukaryota; Fungi; Ascomycota; Dothideomycetes; Pleosporales; Pleosporaceae
Exons: 1
Coding region: 231-698 (155 amino acids)
Biological process (GO): regulation of transcription by RNA polymerase II
Cellular component (GO): mediator complex
Molecular function (GO): transcription coregulator activity
Source: RefSeq, a predicted model, not a curated record